Corythoichthys intestinalis (scribbled pipefish) is the source of this 2279-nucleotide messenger RNA. RefSeq names its product ectonucleoside triphosphate diphosphohydrolase 3 (gene entpd3). The transcript is spliced from 11 exons. Gene Ontology annotation, cellular component: plasma membrane. The record is from RefSeq and is a predicted model, not a curated record. Gene Ontology annotation, molecular function: hydrolase activity. The coding region runs from base 203 to 1723 and encodes 506 amino acids. NCBI's taxonomy places the organism in Eukaryota, Metazoa, Chordata, Actinopteri, Syngnathiformes, Syngnathidae.
UCCUGCUCCUUGUGGGCUAGUAAAUCUUCAGACCUCUCCCACUCACAACGGAGCCAUCUGCAUCAUCACUUUGUCUUACUGUACUCUUCAUCUCCGUCUUGAGGUCCACGUUUGUACGCCCCUGAGCAACUCCCCAAGAGGGGAAACACACAAAGCAGCUGCUGGACAUGUGAGGUUACAAACAACCUACUCCAAAAAGGAAAUGGCUUCAACACGGAAAGUAGGCUACAAGUGUCGUAUAGCCACAGUUCUACUCAUCCUAUUGGGUAGUAUUGCUGGGCUCAUCGCUGUCGCUGUCAUCCAGGGGCAUUGGAGGUCCAAAGAGUAUUCCUUAGAGUACGGCAUCGUGAUUGACUCGGGAUCAUCUCGGUCUAACAUCUAUUUGUAUGAGUGGCCAGGGGAGAAGGAGAAUGAAACAGGAGUGGUGACGGAGAAAUUGAACUGUAAAGUUUCUGGUGUUGCAAUCUCUGAAUUAAAAAAUGACCCAAAGAAAGACGCACAAACAUGGAAGGGUUUCAGAGAUUGUAUGAAAACUGUCUCUGAAGCCAUCCCUGCUAAAAAGCACAAAACCACCCCUCUCUUCUUGGGAGCUACAGCUGGAAUGAGACUAUUACAAGAGAAGGAUAUGCAGAGGGCAAAUGAAGUCUUGGAUAGUCUGAAGGAAUAUCUGCAAUCUCUGCCCUUUGACUUUCAAAAUGCAUCCAUAAUUACUGGUCAGGAGGAAGGACUGUAUGGGUGGAUUACUGUCAACUAUUUGAUGGACAACUUUAUCGAGAAAACCCUUUGGAACACCUAUAUCCGUCCACAGUCAUCCAAGACAGUGGGCUCCAUGGAUCUUGGUGGUGCAUCGACACAAAUCGCCUUUGCGGUUAACGAAGACCUCACUGGGGAUGACUACUUACAUGUCAAGCUCUACGGCUACCCUUACAAUGUUUAUACACACAGUUUCCUCUGUUAUGGCAAGAAUGAAGCUGGCAAGAGGCUUUUGGACAAAGUUAUCCAGGAAUCAUCGGACCCUGCAAAUGUUGACAAUCCCUGCUACCCUAAUGGAGUAAACGAAACCAUUCCAGCCUCGGAUAUUUAUGACACAGAGUGUACUAAGAAACCAAAGAAUUACAGACCAGAUCAAAAAUACAUGAUUACAGGGUCUGGCAACUCAGAAGAAUGUAGGAGAAUAGUAAAAUCCAUGUUUGAUUUCACCAGUUGUUCCUCAGCUCACUGUUCAUUUGAUGGGGUCGAGCAACCGCCAGUCACUGGGGCAUUUAUGGCAUACGCAGGCUAUUUCUACGUUGUUAGAGCUUUGUUGAUGAACGAAUCAACCGACACGAUCAGACCAGCCGAAUAUGACGAAUUUAAAACCUCAAUGAAGCAAUUAUGUAACACACCUUGGAGUGAGCUGAGAACGCAAAAGGAAUGGGUCUCGGACAGGUAUCUUCGCACCUAUUGCUUUGCAACUCAUUACAUCUUCAGUUUGCUGAAUGACGGUUACAAAUUUGACGCAACCACGUGGAAAGACAUUCACUUUCAGAAAGAGGUCAAGAGCACCAGUGUAGGUUGGAGUUUAGGCUACAUGCUGAGUAGCUCCAAUAUGAUUCCGUCUGAGGUGAAUGAAGUUCUCCCAUUCACUAAUCCUGUCUUUGCCGGUCUUAUAUUUUUAUUUUCAGCUCUGACCAUUAUUACGGUCAUCUUGAUUUUUAUCAUUCUUAUUCGUACAUGCUAUUAGGGAAGUUCACUUCUGUUAAAUUGUUGUUAAUGUUUGUCAGUAAGACUUUUUUGUCAUCCCAAACAAUGCAAUUAAAAUGUUUGAGAGCCACUUUAUUGUUUACCAAAGAAUGUUAAGGGCCAGGCUAAAAAGAAAACACUAUUGUGAGAAUAGAGUCAGACUAGUUGAAAUGAGGAGAGUAAAAUGGAAAUAUUAUAAAAGAAGAAUAUUUGAUAAAAGAAUGAAAGCUUAAUGAAUAAAUGGAAAACAACAAAAGUUAUAUUUAAAAAAAAAGUGAUCAUUCCGGAUUAUUAUUCAAGUUGUUAGGUUUGUGAAUCUUUGGCAUGAAGUAGGGACGAUACGUAUUGAGAACAUUUUUUUGGCAAUUUUUUGAGAAUUUUGAGUUACAGUUCGAUACAAAAUGAACAUUAGAUAGAAAGUAGUAAGAUAGCAACCAUUACAAAUUGGACGGAUUAAAAAAAAAAAAAAAUCACAAAGAAUAGGUAAUGCGGCUUCCAAAUCAUGAAAAAUCAAGUCACUGUCUCUGCUGCUUUCGUGUAUAAGCCAGGAAAAUACA